This is a messenger RNA of Symbiodinium natans, 960 nucleotides long. Lineage: Eukaryota; Dinophyceae; Suessiales; Symbiodiniaceae. The record is from the annotation of a GenBank genome assembly.
AUGAACAGCCUUGAUUUCGAGUCAGAGGAAUCAUCGACGCCGCGCCAUGAGGCUUCCUGCUGGCGGCGUUUGCCGACGGCGUUGUUCCAUAUGCUAGUGGUCGAAUGCAUCCACAUCUACCUGGCAGUUUUUGCCUGGUUCAGACUUGUGACAAACGUCAAUUUGCGCACUGCCAUGGGUGCUCAUUUUCAAGUCCUGGAUCGCUUGGAAGGAUACUUCUACAACCUGUUCCUGUUCGGAUCGACUGCGGGAACAUCAGUUCAUCUGUCCAAUGUUACUGACACGUUCUUCCUCGGUCAAGAGCAGCGGACGCAGCCGAGCGUGUUCUACAACGGUUCCAUGCUCGAACUUCCGUCGACAAACAUUGAUGGUGCCAAUAUUCCAUGGAUCGUGCUGGUAUGGUUGCUGCCUUUGGGCGGUGCCCUUUUGGUACUUCUGCACCUGGUGCUGCUUGCUCGACGACGUGUUUGGAGCUUUGAUUGUGGAGCUUACCUGCAGUUCAGCUGGGACAUCGUGCGGACACCAGAGUAUAGGUGGUCAGUGGGCUUGAUGGCAUUGGCUGCGAUUUUGCUUCCGAUAAUCUGGAUAUUGCAAAUCCUGAUCUUUAAUUUGCCGGACCAACUUGAUGUGCUGCGGGGAAGCAUUCUGAGCGGUUUGCUUCUCCUCUUCGCCUUGGAUCAGCUCGCUUUCCCCAGCAUCCCCUGCCAUGACUGGGCAUCACCAUUUCAGGACUUGACUUUUCGUCGCCCAAUGUUGCAUUUGAUUCUGGGUACCAACAAAAGUUUCGGCCUGAAGCUGGUGGAUGCGCUUUGGGCAGCUGAGCUUGGAGAUCUCUCACGAUUGCGUCGGUACUUACCCGACCCAGACAAUGCUGAGGAGGUUUUGCGAAUCUGUCGAGAGGUGCAGCGUGCUGAGGCAGACAUGCUCGGCAGAUUUCGCCUUCAGGCUGGCAGCGAGUGA